AAAGAUGAGAGACAGAAAGUAAAAAGGAGGUACAAGGUAUACAAAAACUGGAUGAACCUUCGGGAUGCAGAAACAGGGAAAAUCCUCUGGCAAGGAACAGAAGAUCUGUCUGUACCUGGAGUGGAGCAUGAAGCUCGAGUUCCUAAAAAAAUCCUGAAAUGCAAAGCAGUGUCUCGGGAGUUAAACUUUUCUUCAGCAGAACAAAUGGAAAAAUUCCGACUGGAACAGAAAGUUUAUUUCAAAGGGCAGUGUCUAGAAGAAUGGUUCUUUGAAUUCGGUUUUGUGAUUCCUAACUCCACAAACACUUGGCAGUCCUUGAUAGAGGCAGCACCUGAAUCACAGAUGAUGCCAGCUAACGUUUUAACUGGCAAUGUUAUUAUAGAAACCAAAUUCUAUGAUGACGACCUUCUCGUAAGCACUUCCAAAGUGAGACUUUUCUACGUUUGAGAUGGGGCUUUUUGGAGCUGUUUUAGUUUUCCUCCGUACAGUUCUUGGUGCAGAACCCCCCGACUAUCCAGUGGAAGACACUCCUGUAGGCGGUGACCCUGGGGACCAGCUCAACAUGGGUUGUGACCUUUGCCUAUCAGUUAUUUCGCUUUCUCCUCUGACAAGACCAGACCAAACCCUCAGAGACAGGACCAUCUGCUCAGCGAUGCACUGGGGAAUAGAGGUUGUCUCUGAACACGGGCAAACAAUGGUCAUGCAGAACCAAUACUGUAAAGUAUGUUAGUCUCAUCCUUUGUACUUCUCUGGAUCCUGGUGUAAUCUCCUGUUUCCACUCACACUAAACUCUCAAUGCGUUUCAUUUUGGGGGGAUUAAGUUAAACUUUUCAUUUUUCUCAUGUUGUAGGUUUUUAUCCUUUCACUGGAUUUCUGUGUAACUGGUUCACACAUCCUCUUACCCUGAACUUGUAAAAUAGACUGUGAUAUCACCUAAUGUAAUUAAAACAAAUUUCUCAAUUAAAACAUUCCUACCGUCCAAAGAAGGGAAAAAA
Molecule: messenger RNA, 995 nt
Organism: Tauraco erythrolophus (red-crested turaco)
Lineage: Eukaryota; Metazoa; Chordata; Aves; Musophagiformes; Musophagidae
Source: RefSeq, a predicted model, not a curated record